Messenger RNA from Chironomus riparius, 1347 nucleotides. Lineage: Eukaryota; Metazoa; Arthropoda; Insecta; Diptera; Chironomidae. The record is from the annotation of a GenBank genome assembly.
AUGUGGAGAAAUAUUAUAAGGUUUUCUCGUGGUUCUAAUAGCAUAAUUAAGCGUACAUACCUGUCAGAUGGAUAUAAAUUAGAUCAAGAAUGGAGUCAACGACUAACGACAUCAAUUCUCCAGAAGAUUAAUAGUGAUAAUCUUUAUGUUGAUUUAAGUACAAAAUUUCAGCAAAAAAAGAAAAUUACGGCAAUCGAUGUAGAUAUUUACAUGAAUAAGGCAGAUGAGAGGAAUGUCGAGGAAGCUGCAGACUUAUUGCAGAAAUUAAGAAUGACAUCUCAAGCACAUAAAAUGCUUGAUUCAUCCCAACAUGCAUUUAUUCGAUUGUCACAAAAUCAUACAGAGACAUUAUUCUCUGUCCUUAAUAGCCGACUUGAUUAUGGAGUGUUUUUAGAUAACUAUACAGCUAAUCUAUUAAUGGACAGUUUUAUUAAACAAAAUAAUUUCAUGUUGGCAGCAAGAAUCGGAACACUUCAAAUGCUUCAAGAGGAUAUGACACAUCCAAUAACUCGGUACUUAUCACUGUAUUCAUGCUACAAAUUCUCAGACAAUUUAGAGACAUUUACUGACUUAAUUCCACCACCACCAGUGGAAGUUGAGAAGGUUGUUCAACCAGUAUCUAAGAAGAAAAAGGAAGAAAUUAGAAAACGAGUUGGAUAUUUAAGGAAUCCAUACAGUGAUGAUCAUUUUGAUCUAACAAAUACGAAUCAUUUAGUAGGAAAGACGUUCCUUUACAUUGCUGAUGAGAUCCAGAAAGAUGAUCAAGACCUAUCAAAUAGCUUCUUAUUAUUGGGAUAUGCAUUGCAUGAAAAGUACGAGGAUGGAAAUAAAUUCCUUGAAAAAUCCAAGUCACAGUCGUUCUAUAAAGAAGUUUUAGAUAAAGUCAGUACUUUUGGAAGCAAGCUUGAGAAUCUUGAUGAAAAUGGACAAAAGUUCUUUGAUAAUGUAAAGAACCAUUCAAAUCUAAAGGAAGCUAAAGUAGAUGAAGUCAUUGAGAGCUUCAUCAAGAAAGCUGUUAGUGAAAAUGAGUCAAAAGAUAUCGAGGAACAGAAAAAGACCUUUCAAAAGUGGAUAGAAUUGCGUGAUCAAACAUUGAAUAACGAAAUGAAUAGACUCAAGAGAAUUAAUCGACUAGAAGAUAUCGAGAAAUUGCAGGAAGAGAUGGACAAACAGGAGCAAAAGCUUUGGUUCUUUGAGAACAUUGAGGAUAUCAAGCUUGAUAUUGAGGAUAAGAAAGUUUUCCAUCCACAACGUUGGUUUGGUAAAAAGAAGAAACCAAAGAAGCUUGAUGAAAAUUACGUGCCUCCAGAUGUUGAGUCCAUUACUCGUGCUAGACGUGCAAAAUAA